AUGUCUGCUGGCCCUAGUGCUUUGAAUAUCAAAAAAAUUGGCCCAUAUCACAAUCACAAGGCAACGAAACGAGCGAGCUUUACAUUUAAUACUUUUUCGUCUGAUUCACGAUCUAUCAGUCAGAAAGAAAAAGUGUCAUGUAAGAUAAAAUUGUGCGUUGCUAAGGAUGAGAAUUGCGCUGCUAACACAGGAACGUGUCCUGUAAAAGAAGGUCUCAAUUAUACUCAAAACGGUUGCACGAAACCUUCGCACGUGAAUGACUAUGGUGAUUGCAAACAUCUAGAUGAAUCACUUGGUCAAAGUUUACUCGGAGCUUCUGAUUACAUUCCGCCAAUUACACCAAAAGACGUCACUGAGUUUUUAAACACUCUACAUAACGACCAAUCGAAAUUGGAUUCAGCUCCGGGGAAAUUUGUUUCAAUCGAUCAAAUCAUCCAUGAUUGGAAUACUUGUAGGAGUAAAAGUCGAGCAUACUUUGUGACAGUAACAAAUAACUCGCCUGAUCGUACUCUUAUCUUUGGUGCACGAUCAUAUUCUCAUGGGAAGCUGUACGUGAACGCUGGAAUGACCGUUGCUCCAAGAACAAGUAUGGCUUUUGGUUCAGCAAACGCAGACAAUGGCGUGAUGGUUGGUGUUGAAGGAGAACUGUUUUGGAUGGUUUCAGAAAAGAAUAAUCCCCUUACCCCGGUUGAUUUUGCCUUGCAUAUUCAUAUUGACAACCCAUAUAUUGGCGGCCAUUCUUUUCGCGCUCAAACUGGAUACGGCAACCUCGAGUAUCAUCGCAGCCACAAUAUAGCAGAUUGGAGUUUGGGCAAAGGACCAUACAAAGGAGACGGUUUUACUGCUUAUGAUAUGCCGAAUUUGUCGAUUGACGUUGCAUCAAUAUAUUUUUCAACAGAUAGUUAUGCACCUUUUGGCUGCUCAGCAAAUGAAGAACGAGUUGAUUGCGGGCCGACGACAGAAGACGAAUGUGAUGCUUUACAGCUAUGCUGCUGGAACGAGAAGGAAGGAGAACCAUCAUGUUAUCAUCGAAAUCUUUAA
Oikopleura dioica is the source of this 1041-nucleotide messenger RNA. The record is from the annotation of a GenBank genome assembly. Lineage: Eukaryota; Metazoa; Chordata; Appendicularia; Copelata; Oikopleuridae.